GCCAACCACGUGGUUUUGUUAUUACAGGAAGUGAAGAUGGCCGCUCAGUCGUUUCUCUCCGAGUCGGCUCUCGGCUGGUCUAUUUUCACCUUUGUACUUUUGGUCAUCCUCGCUUUCUGUUGGGUCUACAUUCGCAAAUUUCAAAGUCGCCAAGAAAGCGAAGUUGUUUCAACCAUCACAGCAAUAUGCGCACUGGCCAUUGCACUAAUAUCUUCAGCACUUCUACCAGUGGAUAUUUUCCUUGUCUCCUUCAUGAAGUACCCAAAUGGCACAUACAAGGAAUGGGCAGCAAACAAUGAGACAAGAGCACAGAUUGAGGACACAGUCCUGUAUGGAUAUUACACACUCUACUCCAUCAUUCUGUUCUGCGUCUUUUUAUGGAUCCCUUUUGUUUAUUUCUACUAUGAAGAAAGAGAUGAUGAAAACGUCAACACAUGCUCGCAAGUCAAAAACGCUCUGAAGUACACAGUUGGAUUUGCCAUUGUCUGUGUGGCGCUGCUAUUAAUUGGAGCAUUUGUUCCACUUGAGCCUCCACCGCAAAAGAAUGCCACCCAGUGGGAGAAAGUUCAAUACCUUUUUGAAGAACUAGGCAGUGGCCAUGGUCUAACUGCUCUGGCUUUCUCCAUCAGCUCAUUGACCUUGAUUGGGAUGCUGGCAGUGAUCACUUACACACGGGAGAAGAGAAAAGCAGUGUCGACAACGCUGUGGAUACUUCCUGAAUGUUUCAAACCAUACAUUGCUUGA
This is a messenger RNA of Entelurus aequoreus (snake pipefish), 744 nucleotides long. RefSeq names its product lysosomal cobalamin transport escort protein LMBD1-like. Gene Ontology annotation, biological process: protein localization to vacuole. The coding region runs from base 37 to 744 and encodes 235 amino acids. The record is from RefSeq and is a predicted model, not a curated record. Gene Ontology annotation, cellular component: vacuolar membrane. The transcript is spliced from 8 exons. NCBI's taxonomy places the organism in Eukaryota, Metazoa, Chordata, Actinopteri, Syngnathiformes, Syngnathidae.